AUGCCGACAAAGUACGUUGACCGCCCCAUCCCUCGGAUCUCCUUGGCCAAUUUCGAACAGCGCAUCGGUGAAAUCACCACGAGCCUAGUCCAUGCUGCCGAAAAUGUCGGUUUCUUCACGAUCGUCGACCAUGGGAUUUCCCUAGAUGAGAUCGAGACCAUAUUCGCAACCGCCGAGCGAUUCUUCAACCUCCCCGACAAUGUCAAAGCCACCGUCCCAUGGAAUCCUAACAACGUAGGAUGGGAAAAGAAAGCCCAAGUUAGGCCCUCCACCGGCCAACCAGACACGAAGGAAUCAUACCAGCUACAGUUCGGUGAGAACAUGACGAAUAUGUGGUUGGACGAUGCACACCUCCCCGGGUUCCGCGCAACAUCCCUCGCUUUCAUGCAUCGCGUUCAGGCAGUGUCGGAACAGCUGAUGCGUUGUUUCGCCCGAGGACUCGACUUCCCCGAAGACUUUUUCAUCAAGUGUCAUGACGUGUCUCGUCCCAACGAACAGACGACUAUGCGACUGCUACAUUAUUUUGCCUUACCGGAAACGCCUGAUGGGAACACGUACCACCGCGCGGGUGCUCAUGCCGACUGGGACUUCCUGACCUUGUUAUUUCAGAAGGAUGGGCAGAGCGGACUCGAGAUUUGUCCCGGUCGAGAAGCGGUCACUGAAUUUGGGAUCGGGGAUGAAUGGACUCGCGUGGAAGCGCGCACCGGUGAGAUUGUCUGUAAUAUUGGAGAUUUGUUGAUGUCGUGGUCGGAUGAUCGCUUUAAAUCGACCUUUCACCGGGUGAAGGCUCCAUCCGAGCCAGGUGAUUACUACGGCGAUCGAUAUAGCAUUGCCUACUUCAAUCAGCCGUGCAAAGAUGCGCUCAUCCAAGGCCCGAAGAAGAAAUACCCAAUGUUGACGGGGGAACAGUUCAAUGCUCAGGCUAUGCAGAGGAAUUUUGCGGCCUUGCAGGCUAAGCUGAAGGAGGUUGAGGCGGCGUCCUGA
Molecule: messenger RNA, 984 nt
Organism: Aspergillus alliaceus
Lineage: Eukaryota; Fungi; Ascomycota; Eurotiomycetes; Eurotiales; Aspergillaceae
Exons: 1
Coding region: 1-984 (327 amino acids)
Molecular function (GO): dioxygenase activity
Source: RefSeq, a predicted model, not a curated record